AUGGGUCAACCGAGCCACGAAUUGCCUUUGCAUUCUGUCCAACAAGAACGUCCCGGAGAACAGCCUGAAGCUUUAAAUCAAAUUGUUGUUGUUGGACCAUUAAAGUGGUACCGGUAAGUGUUUUUAUUUUUUGUGGUUUUUGCUAAUAUGAAUUCUAUCCACUUGCUUAUUUUAAGAACAAGGACAAUGUGCAAACAAUUCUUUGAAUACUGUUGGUCUAAAGUGAAGAUGGUCAACACGUUUCUCGAGGCGGAACGGCCUUGGUGGCAGGAUGUCAUCAUUUACGGGAUCAUGAUAUUCAUAAUUGACCACACAAUUUUCAAAAUCGCUGCCCAAUACUGUUUUCAAUUUUUACAUUUUUUGAUCUUAUCGAUUUCUGAUGCCGAUCUGGAAUAA
This is a messenger RNA of Bursaphelenchus okinawaensis, 396 nucleotides long. Lineage: Eukaryota; Metazoa; Nematoda; Chromadorea; Rhabditida; Aphelenchoididae. The record is from the annotation of a GenBank genome assembly.